Messenger RNA from Centropristis striata (black sea bass), 2453 nucleotides. RefSeq lists its product as uncharacterized. The transcript has 3 exons. The record is from RefSeq and is a predicted model, not a curated record. Bases 327 to 1064 code for a protein of 245 amino acids. Lineage: Eukaryota; Metazoa; Chordata; Actinopteri; Perciformes; Serranidae.
GUCUCUGUAUCGUGUGUUAGGGAAGUGCACUGUUUCCUGCUGUUUUCACUGGCUUCCUCCCAUUGGUGUGUGCUUGGGAUUGUACACUUGGUACUGGAAAGCCACCCACUUCUUAACCAGUGAUCCCGUUAAGUUCAGUUUCAUUUGUUUUUUUUAACGAAACAACGCCAUCAGAUUUGAAUGAAAGUACCCAACACUUAAAGCCAUCUGAAGCUGCCUCCUUGGAGAGACCUGUUCACACUUCUGCGAGUGUAUUCAACAUGUAGAAAUAAUUUACAUCAAACAACACUCCACCGCUCUUCCCCACUGGAUCAAACCUGUCAACAAUGCAGGCUGAUCAUCAGGUAACCAGCAGCACCUCUCUACAGAUCCCUCCGAAGCCUGAGACUGCCCAGCCCAUGCUGGCCCAGGCCAUUAUCAACCCUAAACGAGGCAUGGAGGGACCCCUCCAGACACAACAGCCUCCCAGGACCUGCAGCUCAGGCGGACCUGCUGGGAAAUCCUGCUGGGGCUUGGAUGCAAGGGUGGCCAUGCUUCUGGUGACUUUGGCUGGAGCUGUAAUCCUGCUGCUGCUGUACAAGCUCUUACAGCUGAGACACAGGCUGAGGUUGGCCAGGGCGAGGCAUGCACUGGAGUACUACAGCUUCUACCACACUGCCACCUACACACUCAAACACGCAGGGUCCUGUCAGGACCUUCCAGCCAAGAACGGUAUGAUCCCUGAAGCAGCAUCGCCUGUCCAAACUGUGACCCUGAUGACACCCACUGUCACAACACUUCCAGCCCCGCCAGUGCCUUCUCCACCCCCACUGCCGCUCCCCCCACCUCCUGUCCUCCCUCCACCACUACUCCACACUUCACCAUCUCUCACUCCAACUCCUUCUGUCCUGGCCUUCCCUCUCUCACUGCCUGUGAUCCACACCACCCCGCCCAGCCCUCACCUGUCGUGGGGGGCCUGCUCAGACGCAGAUGUGUACUCUCGGAUCGGAGCUUUCAGGCCCUCCAGGCUCUCCAGCCUCUCCAACCACUCGAAAGUCAUCCUCUUUGAACACUCCUCUCUCUGACCUCUGAUGUAGACCAUGACUGGAGAUGUCAACAUGUGAGAAGACUGUAGUGAAUACAAACAACACAUUAGUUUGAUGAACUAAAAAAUCAUCUGAGGAUGAUUAAGUGUUUGCUUCAACGCAUUAUUUGAAGUUUGUAGCAAAACAAUCUUAACUGUUUGCUCAUCCUUCAGAGCCUCACAAUCUACCAGGAUCCUCUUCAGAGUUCUAUUUUUCUGAAUGUUUUCAAUAGUAACUUUGUCUUUUGGGUUUGCAAUUUUUACAUAAACUGUAAAUAUGACGAAGUUGAGAAAGCAUCAUGAAUAUUUAGAUAACAGACAAUUUAAAGUCCCCCUCCAGACAUGUUUCAAAGUACGUAAAAAAAAAACCCAACUAUGAUUAUAAUUUUGUUCAACUUGGUUACCCACAUACAAAAGAAAGAAGAUAAAUUCUGAAUCCACCCUUUACCCCACCCACCACCGCUGCUCACAUGCCAGGUUAACCGGUGAAAGGACAAUGGAAGUUGGCCAUAGUGGUCUCCAGACUGUGCCAGUAAUGUUGGUCUGGUAAUGGUAAUCUGGUCUAUUUUUUCUCCAUUAGAGAAACAUGAGUGGGCUUCAAGACUGUGCACCCAAAUCGGUGACUAGCAGACAAAUCAGAAUGAGAAAUGCAGUUAGCAUCUUUAUGUUGAUUGUUAGCUUGAAGAGAUUUCAAACAGUGGCAGCAGUGGCUGACACAGCCCAUGUGGUUGUGUAGGAGGCUUCAGGGUUUUUUUAUGCACCUAGUUUCACUUUUGCUUAUUUGGUUCUCAAAUUUUAGGAAAGACCCAUUCAUCCCUUGUUAUUCAUUAUACUUCUACCUUCCUGCUGGGCUUGUACACUCCAUUGACAAAUUACUACUGCACCGCCUAAAAAUACAAGUUAAUUUGGGAGGUGAUAAGCUGCAUACAAUGACGUAUGGGGACAUUUUUUGGGGGAUGACAGUCUCUCCGACAGUUAUCGGUUAAUGUCACAGUCAGGCUACCUGGUUCCCCCUGUUUUCAGUCUUUGUGCUAAACUUAGCUAAGCUGAGCACGUAUCCCUCUAAGAUCUUCUCAUCAAAUUCUCCAACAAUGAAUGAAAAUGUGUAUUUCCCAAAAUGUCAAACUUUUUGCUUCAAGUUAAAGACUGAAAUGAAUAGAAGCCUUGAGAUAGCUCUUAAUGUAAGAGUGAGACAGUUUGACAAAGCAUGCAGUUACAAUGAGUUUGUGAUAAAAGAUGAAAUGAUUUAUUAGGUUGGUUAUGGGAUUAAUUUCCUUGCAUACAUUAUGGUGUAAACUCUGUAAGUUUACCUGUAUAGCACAACUGAAAAACACAAGUAAACAGGACAUUCUCUCUUUCUAAUGCAUUGCAAACAAAUAUACUAAGUCCU